AUGGCGUCGUCGACCAGUAGCUCCGAGGAGAGCCUCGUUUUACCGCAUGUCAACGGUAAUGGGCACUACAAUGGCGUCAAUGGCACGAGAAAUGGCAGCAACGGCAGCGUCAAUGGCAAUGGUGUAAACGGACGAUCGUCACCAGAAGACAACAACCCUCGAGCAAGAAUGUUUCGCAAAAAGUCCAACGCCAUGAUGCCCCCAUUCAUGGUCUCAGCCCCAGGCAAGGUCAUUGUGUCGGGAGAGCACGCCGUCGUAUAUGGCAAGCCUGCCAUUGCCGCAUCCAUCUCCUUGCGAUCAUAUCUCCACGUCACUACUCUUUCCAAAUCAAAGCGUACCGUCAGUCUGCGCUUUGCCGACAUUGAUCUCGAGCAUACCUGGAAUAUCGACGAGCUGCCCUGGGCAAUAUUCCAACAUCCCGACAAGAAAAAGUCCUAUUAUAGCCAUGUCACCUCUCUCGACCCCGACCUCGUCGAGGCUCUGCAGCCGCACCUCGAAGACAUGUCACCUCACAAGUCAGAGGCCGAGCGCAAGAUACACAAGAACUCGGCAAGCUCCUUUCUCUACCUCUUUCUCUCCCUCGGAUCGCCCAAAUUCCCAGGCUGUCUAUAUACGCUGCGCUCGACGAUACCCAUUGGCGCCGGUCUAGGUAGCAGCGCCUCCAUUGCUGUAUGCAUGUCUUCAGCCUUGCUGCUGCAGCUUCGAACGUUAUCCGGACCCCACCCCGAUCAGCCCCCAGACGAGGCGCGCCUGCAGGUCGCAAGAAUCAACAGCUGGGCCUUUGUGGCGGAAAUGUGUAUACACGGCAAUCCUUCUGGGGUGGACAAUACGGUCGCGACCCAAGGCAAGGCAGUAGUGUAUCUCAAGGGCACCGGAGAACAGCCACCGACAGUGAAACCAUUGUGGGACUUUCCAGAGCUCCCCUUGCUGCUUGUCGACACGAGGCAGCCAAAGUCUACAGCGCACGAGGUGGCCAAGGUUGCAAGGCUCAGGAAUACGCACCCGAAACUGGUUGGGCCCAUCUUGGACGCAAUAGACAAGUGUGUCCAUACCAUGAACGACCUCAUUGCCGAGGACGAUUUUGACAAGGACGAGGUGGAGAGUCUGAGCAAAGUGGGAGAAAUCAUGACGAUAAAUCACGGUCUACUCAACGCACUGGGCGUAUCACAUCCGCGUCUUGAGCGCGUACGGGAACUGGUCGACCACGAAGGUCUGGGCUGGACCAAGCUCACUGGAGCUGGCGGCGGCGGUUGCUCGAUAACAUUAAUGAACCCAACAGUACCCAGAACCAGAUGGGAUCAACUGGAAGAACAGCUCGAACUCGAAGGAUAUCAAAAGUUUGAAACCACUCUUGGCGGAGAUGGUAUCGGUGUGCUCUGGCCUGCCGUCCUCAAGAAUGGAAUGGACGAGGACGAUGAGGGAGGCAUGGAGAUUGACCUGGAAAAGUUCCUCAGUGCCCCUGGUAAUGAAGGUGUAGAAAGGCUGGUGGGAGUGCACAGUGGCGGGGCAGAAAGAGAAGGUUGGAAGUUUUGGCGUGUUGAAAGCAGGUGA
Molecule: messenger RNA, 1551 nt
Organism: Pestalotiopsis fici W106-1
Lineage: Eukaryota; Fungi; Ascomycota; Sordariomycetes; Amphisphaeriales; Sporocadaceae
Exons: 2
Coding region: 1-1551 (516 amino acids)
Biological process (GO): isoprenoid biosynthetic process; ergosterol biosynthetic process
Cellular component (GO): cytoplasm
Molecular function (GO): ATP binding; mevalonate kinase activity
Source: RefSeq, a predicted model, not a curated record